AUGGCUUCUGAAACAUCUUCCACCUCCUCUGAAUCGGCCCAUGUUUUCAAUGUCACCGAACCUCACACAACUCUAAUCUUGCUCAACAUGAGCAACAUAACCAAACUUACUCUGGACAACUUCAUCACCUGGGGUCUCCAGAUCAGACCUCUUCUUGAAGCACAUGAACUUCAUUGUUUCAUUGCCGAUGAAGACAACACACCACCAGAAACACUCACUUCUGCCACCGCUGCGAAUCAAGUCAAUCCUAACUUUGCCUCUUGGAAACGACAAGACAAGCUUCUCUUCAAUGCAUUUCUUGGAUCUCUCUCCCUCCCUGUCCAAUCCAUCGUUGCUCGUGCCACUACUACUCGCAACAUAUGGGAAAUCCUCUCCAACACCUAUGGGAAAUCCUCUUCUGGUCGCAUCCGUCAGAUCAGGGAUCAACACAAGGAGAGCACCAAAGGAACCAAGUCCGUACAAGACUAUCUGCGAGGUAUCAUUACUAAAGCAGAUCAAAUAGCGUAUGAAGAUCUCCUUGACUAUAUCACCAACAGACUCAACGACGACUACAUAGCUAUUGUAGAGAUGGUUCAAGGUCGUGAUACACCAAUCUCCAUUGAAGAGCUCCAUGAGAAGCUUAUCAACAGAGAAAACGCGUUGAAGGCUGCAGGUGACACCAAUCUCUCUGUUCCUGCAACUGCUAAUGUGACACAACUUUCCCGGCAAUCAUCUCGUGGUGGCUUCACCUCGUCUCGCGGUGGCUUCAACUCAUCUCGUGGUGGCUUUCGUCCAUCUCGCCCGUAUCUUGGCAAAUGUCAACUUUGUGGUGUUCAAGGUCAUGGCGCCAAAUGUUGUCCGCAAUAUCAACAACCGUCACAACAGUUCUCCUACCCUGCUCCACAAUUCAACCAGUUUCGUGGGUUUACUCCUUCCCAGGCUCCGCAUCUGCCUCUUCCUGCUCCCCAAUGA
This is a messenger RNA of Camelina sativa (false flax), 951 nucleotides long. The record is from RefSeq and is a predicted model, not a curated record. NCBI's taxonomy places the organism in Eukaryota, Viridiplantae, Streptophyta, Magnoliopsida, Brassicales, Brassicaceae.